AGUUUUCAAAACAAGACUCUGCUUGCCGCUUGUAGGCUGCACUUGCAUCUAAACGAAAACUUAAGGCAGAAUUGAAACCUGGUGAUUCGGAAGACUGUGUCUAUACUAGUGUUUCGUGUGAUUUUGAUUUUUCUCUGAUAUAUUUUCUGCCUUUUCGAUAAAACGUGACGAAAAAAUGGACACCCUUCGCGAGCAGGUGAUGAUCAAUCAGUUUGUGCUGGCUGCAGGUUGUGCCAGGGAGCAAGCGAAACAGUUGCUACAAGCGGCUCAUUGGCAAUUCGAAACUGCUCUUAGUAUUUUCUUUCAAGAAGCUGCGAUACCUCCCUGUGCACAAGGACCUGGUACACAUUUUGGUCAACUAAUCGACAGUGCAUCGAAGAACACAAGAACACAUGUGCAUCUUAUAUUGUUGCUUUCUGUCCACCUGAUAACUCCAUGUAAUACACCGGCUACACCACCAAAUUUCCCUGAUGCACUUUUAGCGUUUUCCAAAAUGUCUGCGGGCGACAAAACUCCUUCGGGAAUGUCGCCAAGUCAAAAUGGAUUGCAUCAGAAUUCGAUGCAGAUUGGGAUGGCGCCGCAACACCAUGGAGGACGGUGUAGUGUAACCGGGAAUGCGCAACAGCAAACACAGAGUCAACAAUUGGGCCUAGGCGAACCGCAGAGAUAAAAGAAACUCGUGAUUCGGCGGCCCGUGUGUAAGAUCCCGAGGUCGCACGAUGUGCAUGUAAACGGUGUUUAAAACAGGAAGCAUGGUUUAUAAAAGAUCGACUGGCUCCCCAGGAUUAUACGCUGUGUAACCACAAGAGCGAUUAUUAGCCGAGAUUCACACGCUCGUAUCUCCUUAUCCCUAGAAAAAGGACGCAAGAUUUUCUGAAAAAUUGUGUGCACGGAGGAAAAUUCAAAUAAUUAUUUAGACGUGCACCUAGAAGAAACGAGAUCUCUCCAUAGAAAAGGGAUCCUCAUCUUUCAUCGACUAUAAUACGGUAUAUAUGGAAUUUCUAGAAUAGGGUACGAUACGAUUCCUCUGUUGUUUAUUCUUGUUAUUCUUUGAUAUAUGUUGUAUAUUGAAAACGCAAGACGAUCGAGCCUGUUGAAACAUCUCGCAAGAAAAAAAAAAAAAAAAAAAGCUCUUGUCUUCUUCCAUUGGAUUAUUCUGAGUGAUACACAUUAAAAAAAAAAGAAAAAAAAAAAAAAAAAAAAAAAAAGAGAAAAGAACACAAGAAAGAGGAAGUUUGCAAAGAGAUUAUUUCUUUUUUCUCUCUCUCCUUUUUAAAAACUGUACUUCUGGGACGGUAGUUCCUAUGGUUAUGAAAGACAGCGAUACUCUCCUUAGCGUUUAUGAAAUUAGUAUGCGUCCAGAAAUGCCGCUUGUUGUAAAUGAGUAGCGAGAAGCCUCCUCCACCGUCCCGGGUAUCUUCCUUGUUGUUUCUCGAUCUACAGAACUCGCGGUUAGAUAGGAAACAUUUGCGGUUCAUGGGACCGCUGAAGUCAAUGAGAAAUCGAAUAUCACUUCCACACCAUAGUACAAAAAAUUGCCGACACUGGAUAGCAUUUAGCGACGAAUUUUAAUUUUUUUUUUUUUUUUUUUUUUUUUUUUUUUUUUUUUUUUUUUUUUCCACAAUUGAGGGACAUAAUCAAUGUAAUUUGAUUUUAGUUAACUACGAGUUGAAAAAUAUUAUCUUACUCGUAUUUCUUGUCAUCUGUUAUUUUUUGAUGACAAUCUUGAUGAUGACUUGAUCCAGUGAUUUUGUAUAAAAAUCUGAUUUUGUCGGCACUGUUUUGUAAUAAUAAUAAUAAUAAAGAUAUAAGUCUAAUAAAAGGCAAAAAAAAAAAAAAAAA
Apis laboriosa (Himalayan honeybee) is the source of this 1842-nucleotide messenger RNA. Its product is annotated as UBA-like domain-containing protein 2. The transcript is spliced from 5 exons. Lineage: Eukaryota; Metazoa; Arthropoda; Insecta; Hymenoptera; Apidae. Gene Ontology annotation, molecular function: protein binding. The coding region runs from base 176 to 670 and encodes 164 amino acids. The record is from RefSeq and is a predicted model, not a curated record.